Molecule: messenger RNA, 1464 nt
Organism: Hymenoscyphus albidus
Lineage: Eukaryota; Fungi; Ascomycota; Leotiomycetes; Helotiales; Helotiaceae
Source: the annotation of a GenBank genome assembly
CUUGUCUUCACAAGCCAGAUCUGGUAGCUGCCGCUUUUAUUGGCCACAGGCCGACUCCACCUUUCCUGGUGCCCUCACUGGCCAACCCGGCGUGGCUCCAGUUUUAGGCUGCCCGCACAUAACUCGAUUUUGAAAGUCUUUAACAACCUUCCCAAGUUCGCUCCACCACUCUCCCGACAAUCUAUUCCUCUCCUUGGUCUCCUUGCCUUUUCAACUGCCCAUACCUCCACUACACUCCAUCUUUACCUUGCAACUUCAUUCAAGAUGGCGGACGACGCGCAGGUAAGAAUGUUCACUUUUUCUCCAGACCAGGACCCCGCACGGCACCCCGCCAUGGUCGGGUGGGCGCAUUCAAGAGAUCAAUCAGGAUCAUGGCUCUGCGUCUUUUCGAGGAUAAUCUCGCAAUCUGCGAGACGAGACGAGCCAUCGGCUAACGAAGCAUCGUGAUAUUAUAGCAUGAGCACACCUUCGACUCCGCCGAUGCAGGCGCCUCUGCCACCUACCCUAUGCAAUGUUCGGCCUUGAGAAAGAACGGUUUCGUUUGCAUCAAGAACCGUCCUUGCAAGAUUGUUGACAUGUCCACCUCCAAGACUGGCAAGCACGGUCACGCUAAAGUCCAUCUCGUCGCUAUCGACAUCUUUACCGGCAAGAAACUCGAAGAACUUUGCCCAUCUACCCACAACAUGGACGUCCCCAAUGUCAUUCGCAAGGAAUACCAAUUGGUAAGCUUUGCAAUACCCCGCCUUCGCCUUCUCAGGCGAGAAAAGACUAACGAGUUCUUCUGUAGCUUGAUAUUUCCGAUGAUGGAUUCCUUUCCUUGAUGGCUGAUGACGGCGAGACCAAAGACGAUGUUAAGACUCCUGAUGGAGAAAUUGGUGAGAAGAUCGAGAAGUUGUUCACCACUGAGGAGAAGGACACCAGUGAGUAUUUCCAUCCAUUAUGGGUGUUCUUGUUGAUUUCUAACGUGCAUCAGACGUUAUUGUUCUUACUGCUAUGGGCGAGCAACUUGCUAUUGAAGCCAAGGAGGCUCCUCGCUCUUAGAGUUCCUCAACUUGACUCCGACCUUGUUGUCAGCGAUGGCAUACUAGAUUUGUUUGAAGGCUCGAUAGUCUGGAGGAUACUCAGUAUGGGUGGAUUCUUGAGACUCUGAGGACCUCCAUUCUCAAGGUCGUUGCGUAGAGGAUCUUUGAAAGAUUUGAUCUGUUAUCUGGGCUUUGCGGACGACAUCUUCCUCUUUUUUACUCGAUGCUACAUGAUCACGAUUGGCCGGCGUAGUCAAAAAGUGCACUUGAGAUGUGGCACAACAUCUCCUUGUAGAAAUCGAUGCUUUCCGAAACAAAAAAUAUUAUUGAUACGUACCAUAUUGAGCGGAACUAGGAUUGUUGUGAUGUAAUGUAAUCUGUCGUUUGUGAAGUGAGUGAUUGGAAUAAAUAUUAGUACAAGGUAGCCCUUCCGAGAUUGGCG